Fragaria vesca subsp. vesca is the source of this 756-nucleotide messenger RNA. Its product is annotated as F-box protein At4g35733-like. Bases 1 to 756 code for a protein of 251 amino acids. The record is from RefSeq and is a predicted model, not a curated record. The transcript has a single exon. NCBI's taxonomy places the organism in Eukaryota, Viridiplantae, Streptophyta, Magnoliopsida, Rosales, Rosaceae.
AUGGCAGGAUAUAUGGCUUUCAUUAGCGCAGGUCAAAGAGAUUGGACUUACCUGGAGGAACCAUAUAUGUUUUCUGAUGCUAUUUUUCACAGAAAUGAAAUCCAUGCAGUUGGACUAGGGGGAGUAAUAGCGUCAGUUGAUAUCAGUAGUAGUAAUGAUCCUACGCAGCAGCCAAAGGCAAUUAUACGUACACCCUUAAGACCAAUGGUACACCCGGUUUUCCCAUGCAAAGCGGAAAAGGCAUAUCUUGUUGAAUCAAGCAAUGGAGACUUGCUGCAUGUUCGAAAGUUCUUGAAACCAAAGGAAGGUGUUGAUCAAAAGCUGGGGGUUGUCAAUUUUGUGGUGUACAAGGUGUUGUUCAGUGACAAAGAUGGGAGCAUCGUGAAGCAGAAUGAGGUGGAUAUCAUUGGGGACGAUGCUUUGUUCUUGGGUGAUAAUCAUUCCAUGACUGUUUUGGCUUCAAACUUUCCUAGGUGCCAACCAAAUUCCAUUUACUUCACAAAUGACAUUAGCAAUGGUGGUAUUGGGAUCUUCAGUUUAGCAAACAAAACCGUUACACAACUCUACGGACGAAAAUUAUACAGCGCACCCGUCCAUCUCCGUCGUCCAUUUGACGCGGACUUGGCAGAGCCUUUUGACUUUUUCAAAAUGGACGGCGGAGAUGACGGGUGCCCUGAAUACGCUCUCCUCUACGGGCCUCUAAAUCCCAUCCCACCUGCGAUAUGGAUUGUGCCACCAAUCAAUGGUCUUUGCUAG